AUUAUACCUUGUUAAUAUAUUUAAGUGGUGGCUUUAAACUUAAAGCAAAAAAUGACUCGAGUAGCACCAAGGAUUCUUCUUCAGAGCCUAUAGUUGGAGGAGAGACUGUCUUCUAUCGUUCAAGGAACGAGGUUGUGGCUGAGGUGGCUCCUACUGAAGCGAUGGCUCUCCUACACAUUCAUGGGGAUAAGUGUAUGUUGCAUGAAGUGCAUAAUGUAAGGGUGUUAAGUAUGUUGUUCGCUCGGAUGUAGCCUUUGCCUGAUGAGUGUGGUCUCUUAGAUUUAGCAGGCUUGGUGUGGAUGCCAAGUUUCUACUGUUGAAUUGGCCAACACAGCAAGCUGAAGCUAUUAGUGAAUAUCUGUAUGGCUCUUUUAAAUCUAUGAAGAUGGCUCCCAAAGAAAUAUCUUUAUCUGUUGUCCGUUCUGUUUGCUGGCAAAUAGUAGCAAUGUGAAUUCUCCAUAUGCUCUGCUCGUACAUUUCCCAUUAUUCCUAUGCAAAAUGAGCAUUUUCAUAGAUCUAUCUGUCUCAGGUAUAUCAAGACCUCCAUUACAAAUUUAUAGUUCUUUGAUAUUAGGCAUUGCUAAUAUGCUCAGAUUCGAAGCAGGUGUUCUCCCAAUACAGGUUGUGUAUUUGUGUGCAAAUCCAUGCACAUUUGGUCAGGCAUUUGGUUGAGAAGGAUUCGUAGACCUCUUAUGAAGAUGGGCGUGAUGUAAAUGAUAUGAACAAGAUCAUGCUUUCUCGGAAAUGUCUUUUAGACUUCGUACAUAGGUGCAACAAUGUGAGGUCCUUCAUGCAAAUCCAUGCACAAUUAUUAACAUCCGGUUUCAUUUGUGAUCAGUUGGUUGUUAACAGAGUUGCAGAGUUCUUCGGAAAAUUUGCAGAUUUUGGUGAAUAUGGUUGUGAUCUUUUAAAGCAAAUUGAUUGGAGCAUAAGUUCAUUCCCAUUUAAUUUGAUGAUAUCAGGCUAUGCUGGCAGUGACACCCCGAGGGCGGCAGUUCUGGUCUAUAGACGGAUGAUGAGAAAUGGAUUUAUGCCUGACAUGUACACUUUUCCUGUGGUUCUGAAAUCUUGUGCUAAGUUUUUGGGGAUUGGGGAGGGUAGACAGGUUCAUGGGGUGGUUGUAAAAAUGGGGGUUUUGAGCGAUCUAGUUGUGCAAAACUCGCUUGUCCAUUUCUACGGUGGCUUUGGUGAUUUUCGUGUUGCCAGUAUGGUGUUUGAUGACAUGCAUGUGAGAGAUGUGGUGUCUUGGAGUUGCUUGAUAUCUGGGUAUGUGAGGGCAGGGUUAUUUGAUGAGGCCAUAGCUUUAUUUUUGCGGAUGGAUGUGAAACCAAAUAUAGCAACGUUGGUCAGCAUGCUUGUGGCUUGUGGCCGAAUGAGGCAUUUGAGCUUGGGGAAGGAAAUUCAUGGAUUGAUAGUUAGAUGUGUAAGGGUGGAUUUGGUGGUAGGCAAUGCCAUCAUGGAUAUGUACGUCAAGUGUGAGUGUUUGUGUGAGGCAAAGCAGAUCUUUGAUGAGCUCCCCGAGAUAGAUAUUGUAUCAUGGACUACUAUGAUUAGUGGCUUGGUGCAAUGUAAACGUCCCAAAGAAUCAUUACAAAGGUUUCACAAAAUGCUUGCAUUGGGCAUUGAACCUGAUAGGCUUAUCUUGACUAGUGUGCUGUCAGCUUGUGCCAGUCUCGGGGCUCUUGAUUAUGGCAGAUGGAUCGAUGGGUAUAUUGAUUUUAGAGACAUCAAAUGGGAUACUCAUAUUGGAACAACUAUGAUCGACAUGUAUGCAAAGUGUGGCUGUGUAGAGAUGGCAUUAUGGACUUUCAAUGAGAUGCCUUUUAAAAAUGUCUAUACGUGGAAUGCCUUGCUUGGUGGUUUAGCAAUGCAUGGACAUGGCCGUGAGGCGCUCAAACAUUUUGAAGAAAUGAUUAAAUCUGGUAUGAGGCCAAAUGAGGUGACAUUUCUAGCCAUUUUGACUGCUUGUUGCCAUUCUGGCUUGGUUGAUGAAGGUCGCAGGUGCUUUCAUCAAAUGAUAAGUCAACAACAUAAUCUUUCUCCAAGGUUAGAACACUAUGGAUGCAUGGUUGAUAUGCUCUGCAGGGCUCAACUCCUGGAUGAAGCUCGGGAGCUGAUAAAAACUAUGCCCAUGCCACCUGAUGUGCUGAUAUGGGGAGCUCUUCUUAGUGGUUGCAAGGCCAGUGGGGCUGUUGAACUCUCUCAAGAAAUAUUAGACAGCCUCCUGGAACUGGAGUCUCAAGAUAGUGGGGUAUACGUGCUUCUUUCCAACAUACAUGCUACUGAUCAAAGAUGGCCUGAAGUAUCGAGAAUACGGAGGUUGAUGAAGGAGAAGGGUAUAAAAAAAGCCCCUGGAUCAAGUGUUAUAGAGGUGGAUGGUAAGGUUCAUGAAUUCUUUGCUGGAGAGGCUAGCCACCCUCAAAAUGAGGAUCUUCAUUAUUUUUUAAAUAUCCUUUCAAGUAAUCUCUAUCUUGAAGGGCAUUUUUCAGACCCAUUCUAGGAUAAGGUUGAAGUACUAGGUGAAAACUAAAUGUUCUUGUAAGUAUUAAAUCAAUUUGUUAAUAAGAGAUCUGGUGCAUACUUGGUCAGCUGAAAAGAUAUACCAUGAUUUCCAGAGGCAACUUCCAUGCCCAUAAAAUACAAGAAAGGUACUCGAUGGAAGUUCUUGGCCAGAAGUAUCUUAUCACCUGAAAAUCUUCUUCUCAUCUCCCAUGGUCAUAAAGUCAUUCCACAUACAGGAACAAUGGUGGUGAUAUUAUCUAUUUGAUUGGAUAUAGCAAUGCAUCUCUGGAAGACCAAGCAGUGAAAGUAAACUGUAUCUGCAUUGAGCUAAAUUUGUGGAGAUUGUUACGAUCAUCGAAAACAUUACAUCAUUUUUCAAACAAUAUCCCCAAGUUCUGUACUUAAGGUUGUACCAACAUCUUAUUGUAGAAGGACCUUGGAGCAACCUGCGCAACUUGAGACAGAACGACCUGUGACUAAGUUUAGUGGCUAAAUUCGUUCAGAUAGAAUUAAGUAUUUCAUGCUCUCAACCCCUUAGGGGUUGGCUCAAGUGGUAAAGGCCUUGGACUGGUAUCUCCUCUUAGGUCUAAAGUUCAAAUCCCUUGAGUGCAAACAAUUUCUAGGGGCCAUUGGACUGAGGAAUUUCCUCCUUGAAUAACCCGACAUGUACUUACAGAUAACUCAUUGCCGAGGGCCUAUGCAUCCAUGGAAUUAGCUGGGACACUGUUCCAGACACCCAGUACCAAUAAAAAAUAGGUAUUUCAAGCUUAGGCUUUUAGGUCGAAGACUCGAAGUCAUUCAGCAGUAACUAUGAGUUUGGUAUAUUAAUCUUAUUUUUGGCAAAGUAUGACUGCAAGGUAGCUUUCUGGUAGUGGUUUUUGCCAUCCCUGGGCUGGAACUCUUGCUGGGUAAUUGGCCAUUGCUGAUUGAAUGGAAUGUUAUGGUUCAACUUCCAUUCCAAUAAAAUUAUGAAGGGUCAUGACUAUUCAACUAACUUCCAUUCCAAUAAACGACAUUGUCUCCCUUCAACAUUAAACGUCCCCGUUUGGAGAUGCUACUUCUACUGCACUCCAACACUUCGACACAAUCACUUCAGCGGCUUCCUUCAACACUUCCACAUUUCAGCCUCUGCUCAUCUUGAACUCAACCCAGUUAGGGUUCCUAACAUUCUUCCCUCCUUAGAGCACCUUGCCCACAAGGUGCCGUUAUUCUUCAACACUUUCUUUGUAGUUGAGGCAAGUUUCUUGUCUAAAUUUUCUUGAAUAUUGAAAAUUAAUCUUGAAAUAUAGUAGAUUAAUUGUAGAGUGUAAUGUAGAUGAUUGGAAUGGUGAGAAGGUAGGCUGAAAAUGGAAGAAAUAGUCAUAAGAUUCUUAAUGACAUUGGUACAGAGGAAAUUCGAGGUUUCCCACUCCUCCCAGAAGGCAAUACAAACAAAACAGAAUAUUUUUUCUCCCACUCAUUACACUUAUUUUUCCACCAAUUCCAUCCCCAUGAAUCAUUCUGAUUAUUCCCCCAUCCAUUAUCUUCCGUGGCCUCAUUACUCUGACCAUAAUUAUGUUCCCAAGGAUUAGUGUUGUUAUCCACGACGUGGUUCAAUUCCCAUAUCCGGAAUGCUCAGCCAAGUCAGUGGUUUCUCUUGAGUCCUCUUCAGCUUCUCCCAAUCCAGUGUAAGAAAAUGACGAGCAGCGAAUCACCCAGAACCACGGCCUCCUCAUAUCCAUCUUCAUUGAAAAGAGCCAUGGGUUUCUGUACCAAGUCCAAAAACAAUUCCGUAUCUAUGCUGGGGUUCCAUUCUACUUCUUCACUAUAAAUAUUCGGAUCAGGCAAUGAUAUGUCACAGGGAAGGCUAUUAAUGAUAUUACACUUCUUGGUUUCCACGAGUCUUUUCCAUGGAACUGAGCCAAUUAAUGAGCAUAAUUUCUUUUCCCAUGGAGGCAAAGAUGACUGCCAAGUAUCCCUAAAAUUUUCAGCAAGGAUAAUUUCCACCAGAACAAUUUUAAAGACCGUGUCGUGCAUCUCUGCAGACGAUUGGAUAUGGUAUUAGGCAGGGGAAGCUGUAUUACUUGGACCUGGUGUCAACGAGUUCAAGUGAGUUACGACAAGCCUUGACAGUGGAUGGCUCUGAGGGUGAGAAAAAGAAAUCUGAAAUCUGGCUAUGGCAUUGGCGUCUGGGGCAUGCUUCCUUUGGUUAUCUGAAAAAAUUACUUCCUAGUUUAUUUGCUAAAUUUGAUAUUUCUAGUUUCCGGUGUGAUGUUUGUGAACUGGCAAAGAGUCAUCGUGCUUCAUUUCAGUUAUGUUUGAAUAAAAGUCCACUCCCUUUUAUGGUUAUACUUCUGAUGUCUGUGGUCCAUCCAAAGUUACUACUUUGAGUGGAUCACGUUGAUUUGUUACUUUUAUUGAUGACUGUACCAGGAUGACCUGGUUGUACUUGAUGACAUCCAAAGGUGAAGUGUAUUUGUUAUUUCAGAAGUUUCAUAAAAUGGUUGAUACUCAGUAUAAUGCACAGAUUCAGGUUCUAUGCAGUGACAAUGGUGGAGAAUAUAAGAAUUCUGAACUUCAGCAGUAUUUGGAAACACACAGAAUUAUUCAUCAAACUACUUGUUCCAAUACACCCCAGCAGAACGGGGUUGCAGAGCGAAAAAAUCGACACUUGUUGGAGGUUGUUCAUGCAUCACUAAUAGAAGCUCAUAUGCCAUUAUCCUAUUGGGGAGAAGCACUUAACUCUGCAGCAUAUUUAAUCAAUUGGGUGCCCUCCAGCUCUAUUGACUUCCGGACAUCAUUCCAAGCUCUUAGUGAUGCAGUUGUAGCACCAACAGUCCCAAAUUGGCCUCCUCAUAUCUUUGGGUGUGUAGCAUUUGUGCACCUUCAUAAACAUCACUGCAACAAGUUGACUCCUCUAGUGCUGCGAUGUGUUUUUCUCGGAUAUGCUAAUCAUCAAAAGGGGUAUAGAUGCUAUCAUCCUCCAACUCAACAAAUGUUUAUCACAAUGGAUGUUGUUUUCCAUGUGGACUCAAUGUAUUUUUCCUCUGAGCCUGAACUUCAGGGAGAGUACCAGAAGGAAAUUCAGACUCUAGAUUAUGAUGUUCUAAACUAUAAUUAUCACCCUUCUGAGGAAAGCGAAUCCCCUGAAUCUGGUAACCAGGAUGUGGGCAACUUGGAUCUAAGUGGUAUAACCUUGGAUUCCAGUGGUGACAACUCACAAGCUGGACCAGUCAAUCAUGAAGAUUAGAACGUUAUUUAUUGCAGGGAAUGGGUGCUUGGAAAUCAAGAAGAUUUGAUCAAGGAUAUUACUGCUGAGUAGCAACCAGAGAAUGGUGAUAAGUUACUUUCUUGUGAACACUUUUGAAAUCUAAUUUGUUAGAUACAAUGUUUUUCCUAAAUAUUCUUGUUCAUUAAAAAAAUCCCAGAAAGAGUUGGUUCA
This is a messenger RNA of Carya illinoinensis, 5923 nucleotides long. RefSeq names its product pentatricopeptide repeat-containing protein At4g38010-like. Gene Ontology annotation, biological process: RNA modification. The transcript has 4 exons. The coding region runs from base 719 to 2500 and encodes 593 amino acids. Lineage: Eukaryota; Viridiplantae; Streptophyta; Magnoliopsida; Fagales; Juglandaceae. Gene Ontology annotation, molecular function: protein binding; RNA binding. The record is from RefSeq and is a predicted model, not a curated record.